UGCGACGAGACCCUGCCCUGUUACUGCACUGCUUCACUGUUGUUAGCUGUCAUUGGUUGCUACAACCGCGCCCAUGCCCGGAAGGUACAUCCUAGUUGACGGCAAGUUCUCGAGCUCACUCGUUCGUUCACUUGUCUCGAGAGCGUUACUGGUCUUAGAGACGUGCAACGAUGCCCGAAAAGUCUCUCAAUCGUCAUGUCGUCUCCGCCAACGUGUCGGAUUUCGAGAAACAAGGCACCGGCUUGAAACGACAUUACGUGUACACGGUACGCGUUACCUGGUCUGACGACAGCAAGCUGUUACUUUACAGAACAUACUUGGAGUUCUUCAAUCUGCAUGUAGAAGUUGUGAAGCUCUUUCCCAUCGAGGCUGGAGUGAUACACCGUAAAGACAAGGUUCUACCUCAGUUGCCGCGAAAAUUCUUCAUCGGGAGAGCGAACGUGCGGAAAGUGGCAGAAAUUAGAAGAGAAGCUCUAGACAAGUAUCUUGAGGAGUUUCUGAAGUUGGAGAAGAAAAUUGUUACUUGUCCACCUGCGCGAGAGUUCUUCAAACUACGCCCCACCGAUUUGAAUCCUCAGAGCAAAAAGGAUAAGACUGGUGGGAGAAAGUCACCAUUUGCUUUCUUUAAGGAAAAAGUAGUGAGUAAAACACAUAACAUUUGUGGAGAGAUCAGUGGACCUAUGCAUCUGGAACAGUAUCGAGCUAUCAGUAACUACAAGAAAAACAACCGCGAGCAGAUUGAUUUAGUGACAGACAAGGAAUAUGAAGUGAUAACCAAAGACACUAGUGGUUGGUGGCUGGUGAAGAAAGAUGAAAUGGAAGGUUGGGUUCCAGCAUCAUACUUGGAGCCUGUUCAUCACAACCCAGAGGUAGACGUUAUACCAAAGUCAGACGAGAGUGAGCAAGUGAUUAGCAUCAAAGAAUUCAAGAGUAGUGGAGAGUUCAAAGAUGAACUUAGCUUUCCCGUACAUGCUGUGAUGAAAGUCAUUUACAAAACUCUGGAUGGAUGGUGGUAUGUAAGGUACAAUGAAAUCAAUGGAUACGUCCCAGCUGCUUACUUGAAACCACUGAAAGAUACUCAAACGUUUGAUAACGAGGCCAAAACGCCUAGAGUUGUAGACACUGCCAUACCUCAGGAAGAUGCUAAAUGUGAAGAGGCCGUCGGGUUAGCUGCAAAGAAGAAAUUUUUUGGAGCCCCACCUCGUCGUGAAUCACUCCUCAAUGUCCACACAAUUCAUGCACCAGUGAAAGCUCGUCAUGAGAUGGAAGAACCUGCCAUCCAAGAAGAACAGGAGAAAGAUGAUGAUGAGCUGGAAGAAGAAGAACAAGAUGGAUCAGUCGGCAACUCUGAUGAACUAGUGGAAGCAGAACCAUACAGAGCUGCAGCUGAAUAUGUGGCAGCCAGUGAUGAAGAAGUUAAUUUACAAAUAGGAGAUCAGGUGGAUGUCAUCACAAAAGAUGAUUCGGGUUGGUGGUAUGUUUGUGUCAAUGAUGAUUCUACUGGUUGGGCUCCUGCCACCUAUUUAGAGUCUGUCAAUGUAGAUGAUGAGAACGAACGGGAUCGAAAGAAGCUUCAAAAGAACAUUUCACAAGAUUCAGAAGCCGAAUUUGAGAAAUAUGUUAGUGUUGAGGAACACAUUGCACAGGAUGAAGAUGAGAUUUCAUUUCCUAAAGGUGUCAUCAUCACAAUUCUACAAAAGUACAUGGAUGGAUGGUGGUAUGCUAGCUACAAUGAGCAAAAUGGCUAUGUGCCAUCAUCGUUGCUUGAGCCUCCAGUUGACACAACUAAAGCUGACAAAGUGGACAUGCCUGCUGUGAAAGUGAGCAAACCCAGUUUUCGGAAGCAUAUGGUACCAAGAAGGGGAACCAUUGAUAACUUCAACACUAUCUUUGCAGCCAUGAAUAAUAAAGACAAUAAUGAGAAAAUUAUAGAAGAGCAGGAAGAAGAAAGAGCUGGAGGGGAUGUGUCUCCCAGAGGCAGGACUGUGUCUAAUGCAAGCAAGUUACACUCAAGUGGAGCCAAGUUGCAAGAAGAAAGAUUCAGUGCAGAUAGAAUGGGCAGUGGAUCUCCUAAAGACAGGACUGUGUCUAAUGGCAGAAAGCAUUCAUUCGGAGGCAAACCGCAGGUACCUCCAUCGAGGCCGCCACAACAAUUGUUACCCCAACGAUUGCCACCUCGUCCUACUCCAGAACAGCUACAACGAUGCACUGGACAAGUUCGUGUAGUUUAUGGCAAGGGAGAGACUCAAGUGGUGAGACCUAUACCAGUCCGACCAGGCGGAGUUGCUCAACAUCUCAAUUCCUGUCCACUCUCUCCUGAACGUUUCAGACCUGUGUCGCCACGAGCAUUUGGGGAUUCCAACAGCGAGAACAGUGAUGAGUGGGUGAGCUCGUCAGAACUUUCCCCAAACACCCCAAUCCAAUCUGGUGACAAGCCAACUGUUCCAAUACCUCGACGUGCCCCUGAAAUGCCAGUACAGAGCAACAUUGAUGCAAAUACGUGUGGUCUUCUUCAAGAUCCCAGCUGUUCAACAGGCAAGUUGUUUAGGCCAAGAUCUCCAUCUUCCCCUGGCUCUCUUGCUCUCACACUUCCUAAAUCUCCAUCUUCCCCUCGCUCUCCUGCUCCCACACUUCCAAAAUCACGAAGUGUGUCAUCUGUGAACAGUCCUACUCAAUUGUCUCCUGCUUCUGCUCCACCAGCUCUACCUCCUUCUCGCAGAAUAAGUGUUGGUACUAGUUAUCAGCAGAAAGAAGUGUACUAUGUGUGACUGCAUACUACUGUAUCACAAUUAUCAAAUUCAAGUGUAGCGUCUAUUAAUCUACACAGGGUUUAAUAGCAAACUGGUAAACUUGUGUUGAUAUGUAUUAAUGUCUGUUAUUUGUUGCACAGUUUUGCUCAAUGUAAUAAUAAUUAACUGCAGUUUUUAAACGUA
Corticium candelabrum is the source of this 2933-nucleotide messenger RNA. RefSeq names its product SH3 and PX domain-containing protein 2A-like. Gene Ontology annotation, cellular component: cytoplasm. NCBI's taxonomy places the organism in Eukaryota, Metazoa, Porifera, Homoscleromorpha, Homosclerophorida, Plakinidae. The record is from RefSeq and is a predicted model, not a curated record. Gene Ontology annotation, molecular function: protein binding; phosphatidylinositol binding; superoxide-generating NADPH oxidase activator activity. Gene Ontology annotation, biological process: superoxide anion generation. Bases 171 to 2768 code for a protein of 865 amino acids. The transcript has 16 exons.